This is a messenger RNA of Dryobates pubescens (Downy woodpecker), 6105 nucleotides long. RefSeq names its product calcium voltage-gated channel auxiliary subunit alpha2delta 1 (gene CACNA2D1). The coding region runs from base 552 to 3857 and encodes 1101 amino acids. Gene Ontology annotation, molecular function: voltage-gated calcium channel activity. Gene Ontology annotation, cellular component: L-type voltage-gated calcium channel complex. The transcript is spliced from 39 exons. The record is from RefSeq and is a predicted model, not a curated record. Lineage: Eukaryota; Metazoa; Chordata; Aves; Piciformes; Picidae.
GGCACCCACCCCCGCUCCCCGCCCCGACUUUCCUCCGCUGCCGGCAGAGAAGGCAGGAGCCGGCAGCGAUCUCGCCGUCUCCAACUCUCUCGCUUUCUUUUUUCUUCUCGCUUCAGGAGUCCCCACCCCGCCUGCCUCCCUCCUCCUCCUUUUUCUGCUCUGCAAUCAGAGGAAUAAAUCAGGGAAGGACACACACAGAGAGUGAGCGGAGAUCUGUUACAAAAGUAGCCCUGAUGGCGGCGGAUCAGAUGAAGCUGGAGCUGGCUGCUGAGUAGCAGAGAGUAGAGUAUCUCUCGAUUUCUCCUCUUCCCCCUCUCCACCCACAGAUCUCCAUCGUUUCUCCUCCUCCUUCCCACCCUCGGCCGCGCUCCCUCUUCUCCGCACAUCUCUGGGCUGCGCCUCCUGCGAGGGGGCGGGUUGGGGGGAGCGAAGGAGGCUUUAAAAAACAAGAGCCCCCCCUCCCCCCUCGACCACCAUACACACAAUAAUUGAAUUUAUUAUUAUUGCCGUCUCGCCGACUUGGGGAAGGGGAUCGAUCGUCGAUCAGGAAGAUGGCUGCUGGCUGGCUGCUAGUCUUUAGCCUGACACUUUUCCAGUCCCUGGUGAUGAACCACUCCUCCGAAGGACCUUUUCCUUCUGCCACCACGAUAAAGUCAUGGGUAGAUAAGAUGCAAGAAGAUCUCGUAACACUAGCACGAACUGCAAGUGGAGUGGAAAAGCUUGCUGAGAUUUACAAGAAAAACCAAGCUUUGUAUACUGUAGAAGCCAACAACCCUCGUCAGCUAGUGGAGAUUGCAGCCAGAGACAUUGAAAAACUUCUGAGUAACAGGUCUAAAGCCUUGGUGCGCCUCGCUAAAGAAGCAGAGAAGUAUCAGGCAUCACAUCAGUGGAGGGAUGAGUUUGGGAAUAAUGAUAUCAUCUAUUACAAUGCAAAAGAUGACCAGAACGACCCUGAAAAAAAUGACACAGAAUCUGGCAGCCAGAGAAUCAGGCCUGUGUUUGAAGAAGAUCCUGUUUUCCGACGGCAGACAUCUUACCAGCAUGCAGCAGUCCACAUACCAACAGAUAUUUAUGAAGGCUCAACAAUUGUGUUAAAUGAACUCAACUGGACUGCAGCCUUGGAUGAUGUGUUCAAGCGGAACAGAGAAGAAGACCCCACUUUAUUAUGGCAGGUUUUUGGUAGUGCAACUGGCCUCGCUAGGUAUUACCCAGCUUCCCCAUGGGUAGAUAAAAGUAGAACUCCAAACAAAAUAGAUCUGUACGAUGUUCGCAGAAGACCGUGGUAUAUCCAAGGAGCUGCAUCUCCCAAAGACAUGCUGAUUUUAGUUGAUGCGAGUGGGAGUGUCAGUGGCUUGACGUUGAAGCUAAUCCGCACCUCGGUCAUUGAGAUGUUGGAAACCUUGUCUGAUGAUGACUUUGUGAAUGUAGUUUCAUUUAACAAUAAUGCUCAAAACGUCAGUUGCUUUAAUCAUCUCGUCCAAGCUAAUGUACGGAACAAGAAGAAACUGAAAGAAGCUGUUUAUAAAAUCUCUGCUAAAGGAAUUACAGAUUACAAAAAAGGCUUUAGUUAUGCUUUUGAACAGCUUCUAAAUCAUAGUGUCUCCAGAGCUAACUGCAAUAAGAUUAUUAUGUUGUUUACUGAUGGUGGUGAAGAAAGAGCACAAGAAAUUUUUCAUAAAUAUAAUGAAGACAAAAAAGUACGUGUGUUCACAUUUUCUGUUGGUCAACAUAAUUAUGACAAAGGACCCAUACAGUGGAUGGCCUGUGAAAAUAAAGGUUAUUAUUAUGAAAUUCCAUCCAUUGGAGCCAUAAGAAUAAAUACCCAGGAAUAUCUGGAUGUUUUGGGAAGACCAAUGGUUUUAGCAGGAGAAAAAGCCAAACAAGUUCAAUGGACAAAUGUCUAUCUGGAUGCUCUGGAGCUGGGCCUUGUGAUUACAGGAACUCUGCCUGUCUUCAACCUAACAAAGGAACAAAAUGGCAAAAUAAAUCAGCUGAUUCUUGGAGUCAUGGGGGUUGAUGUCUCUUUGGAGGACAUAAAAAAACUGACACCACGAUUUACACUUUGUCCAAAUGGAUACUAUUUUGCAAUUGAUCCCAAUGGGUAUGUGCUACUUCACCCAAAUCUCCAACCAAAGCAAAUUGGUGUGGGCAUACCAAAAGUUAAACUGAGAAAAAGGAGACCAAAUGUACAGAAUCCUAAAUCCCAGGAGCCUGUCACACUGGAUUUUCUAGAUGCUGAACUGGAAAAUGAUAUUAAAGUUGAGAUUCGGAAAAAAAUGAUAGAUGGAGAAAGUGGAGAAAAAACAUUUGAAACGCUGGUCAAGUCCCAAGAUGAGAGAUACAUUGAUAAAGGGAACAGAACAUAUACAUGGACUGCUGUGAAUGGCACUGAUUACAGUUUGGCAUUGGUGUUACCAUCAUACAGCUUUUAUUAUAUUAAAGCCAAAAUUGAUGAACCAAUAACACAAGCCAGAUAUUCAGAGACACUGAAGCUUGAUCAUUUUGAUGAAGCUGGCUAUACAUUUAUAGCACCAAGAGAAUACUGUAAUGAUGUAAAAAAAUCAGAAAACAACACUGAGUUUCUGUUAAAUUUCAAUGAAUUUAUCGACAGAAACACUCCAAGCAGUCCAUCAUGUAAUACUGAUAUGGUCAUUAGAGUUUUGCUGGAUGCAGGAUUUACAAAUGAACUUGCCCAAAAUUAUUGGAGUAAACUGUCUCUUGAUGGUGUUGUUGCACAAUUCGUUGUUACAGAUGGUGGAAUUACUAGAGUAUUCCCAAAAAGGGCAGGAGAAGAUUGGUUGGAAAACGCUGAAACUUAUGAAGUCAGCUUCUACAAACGGAGUUUAGAUAACGACAACUAUAUUUUCACAGCUCCAUACUACAACAAAAGUGGUGCCAAUAGCUAUGAAACAGGAAUUAUGGUAAGCAAGGCUGUGGAAAUAACGAUUAAUGGGAAGCUUCUGAAGCCAGCAGUUGUUGGAAUAAAGAUUGAUGCAACCAGCUGGAUGGAAAAUUUCACAAAAACCACAAUCAAGAGCCUGUGCAACAGUGAAAUCUGUGGCUGUGAGAGGAACAGUAUGCAUGUGGACUGUGUUAUCCUUGACGAUGGUGGAUUUCUUUUGAUGUCAAAUCGAGAUGAAUAUACACAACAGAUUGGAAGAUUCUUUGGUGAAAUUGAUCCUGGCCUGAUGCGAAACCUGAUUAACAUGUCCCUGUAUGCCUUUAACAAGUCGUAUGACUAUCAAUCAGUCUGUGAUCCUGAAGAAGAACCAAAGCAAGGAGCUGGACUUCGUUCUGCUUAUGUGCCUACAAUAACAGAUAUUUUGCAUCUAGGAUGGUGGGCUUCGGCAGCUGCCUGGUCUAUCUUACAGCAGCUGUUUUUGAGCUUGACAUUUCCACGAUUCCUUGAAGCAGCUGAUAUGGAAGAAGAUGAUUUUGGUGCCGCCCUGCCUAAAACAAGCUGUAUCACUGAGCAAACUCAGUACUUCUUUGAAAACGAUGAUAAAUCCUUUGGUGGGAUUGUAGACUGUAUAAACUGUUCCAGACUUUAUCAUGCAGAGAAGAUUUCAAACACCAAUCUAGUAUUCAUUAUUAGUGACAGCCAACUGCUGUGCCGCUCCUGUGACCCAAAGCCACUGAUGCAAGCAGAGAAGCCGGAUGAAGGACCAAAUCCCUGCGAAAUGGUUAAACAGCCUAGAUACAGAAAGGGUCCUGAUGUCUGUUUUGAUGAAGCCAAACAGGAAGAUUCGGCUGACUGUGGUGGUGUCUCUGGUCUGACUCCAUCACUGUGGUCUAUGGUAGGAAUCCAGUUGGUCCUGCUUUGGCUGUUAUCUGGCAGCAGACACGGCCAGUUAUGACCUUGCUAAACCAAAUCCUGCAUAACUUAACCAAGACCCGGCCAAAACGAUAGCCUCAGUUUAAUUUUCAGAAGGGUCAUCAGCAGAGCAGCAGUGCUCAUGUCUGGUUAUCACUCGUUGUGAGACUCAUAAAGGCACCCAUGGUGGCUGCAUGUUGGAGUGUUGGAUCCUUAAACGUUUGUGAAUGCUGCAUCAUCUAUGCCAUCCAAACAGAAUUCUGUACGUGCUCCACUGGGGAAUCUAAGAUUUUUUUUUAAUUAUUAUUUAUUUUUGUUUAUUGUUGUAAUCUUGAUGACUUCAUGUAAAAGGGCUCCCCUGAGAAUAUCUUAUCGAUGUGAUUUUCAUUUGUUUUAAGCUUUGGGUAUCUUUUAAAUGAACAUAAAAAAAAGAGAAAAAAAAAGAACGAAAAAAGAAAAUGCCCACUCUGGCUGAUGUUACUAGCACUAUGAUGGCUGCUGUGAGCAUCAGCUUUGUCCAAAUGAGUUGAGUAAAAUUAAAAUAUUGGCAAGUCUCCAUCAGAAGUUUAGUGUGAUUGAAAUAGAGGAAGGAGGGGAGCAGAGGAAGAAGGAGAGGAAAGAGAGGAAGGAAGGAAAGGAAGAAGGGGAAGAAAGGAGAGGAAGGGAGGAAGGAAACUUCUAUUUUUAGAUAUAUAAAGGUGCUUGAGAGUUUAACUAAAAAGUUAUCCUCAUCUUAAACUUGGUUUCAGCUUUCAGAAAAAUGUUAAUUUCAAAGUAAUCUUCACAUUGUUUUCACACUGCAGUUACAUAGAAAACUAGUAGAAUCCUUCAAAGGCUCAAACAAAAGCACUUGUGAAUAAAAAAUGUCUUUGUGAUAUUUGAACGUUGGUUUCCAAGGGUAUUUUGCAUGAUGAUGAUGCUAUGCUAUUGUUUUUCAGUUUGUUUUCUUUGAUGGUAGAGUAUAGUCCAUUGGAAAGGUAACCGAGUGAUUCUUUUAUUGUGUGUGAAACUGAACAUUGCAAAUGUGCUGCAAUCAAAUCACAUUAAAUUUUAUUAUGAAAAAAAAAGCUCUGAAUAUACUGUGCAAUGAAAGCGCUGAGAAAAUAGGGUAAGUUUCGCUAUCGGAAAAAAGGAUUGAGUUGGAUUUUUUACAGAAUAGUGAUCUCACAAGAAAACCUGUGUACAGCUAUUUUAAGUAUAUAAAAAUCAGAUUUAAUACCUUUAUUUUUGGAAGUAUAUGUUCUCUAAGGUUCAUAUUAGGUUCCCCCUUUGUUUCUUUCAUAUAAAAAACACCCUUGAUAUUCAAACUUACGCUGUUGCUAUUUAUUAUUGAAAAUAGCAUAUUUAAGAGAAAAAAAAGUCCUGGCUGCUGAGAUUAGAAAUAGCCUAAACAAAUGGGGAGCCUUGAAUCUCUAUGUAUGCACACUGAUACUUGAUUGUGAAUACUACUUUUAGAAGUUGUUUUUAUACAGCCUCACUGGUGAUGAUACAUAUUGGUGCAGUAAAUUCCAGUAUGACAGUGUAGCAUAGUGUUGAUGCAAAAAUAUGAUUUGCGCUUUUCCUUUUCUAGUUUUCAGAACUAAACAGUCUUGCGAGACAGCUAAACCAAUGAAUGUGCAACUCUGCUGGUAUUGUACAAUUCUGCUAAAGACCGCAAUAUGCAAACAUUAAUUAAUAUGGCACAAUAUAUUAGCUCUUAAAAAAUAAAUACGAAAAUGCAAAGCAUUGGUAUGUAUAUGCUGGCAAUGGAUUGAUACAAUUUUGAUCAUGCCAAAAGCUUAUAGAAAUAAUUGGGCAUGUAUUAAUAUACUAUGAGAACUGAAGUAGCUACUCAAAGCCAUGGCAUGGCUUGAAAGAUCAGAUGUCUACUGUCCUUGUACUCAUGGCUGGUUUGUUGUUUUGCUCGCGUACCUUGGCUCCAGAUAUGUAUUUUCUCAUGUUUGGGAAUACAGUGAGUGAUAAAAAUAAACCCUGAUCAGAUUUAGCUUUUUGAAAAAACAUCUCUGGUAGAGUCAUGGGGUUAAAGUACAGUUAAGUGUGUUGGAUGACUUCAGGUCCUCCUCAAGGAAGGCAAGCUAAUUUUGGUAAUAAGGGUGGAGAAUUAGAGCUCUUCCUUCCAAUCAUGUUUUUGUACUUCUCUUUCGCUAUCACCAGUUACCACCUGAUGGAAAAUAAAUUUGAAUCUUUCUAAUGCUGAGGCUGGAUCCUGUCAUUUUCCCAAACAUGGUCAAUUGAAGUGUAUGGAAGGAACAAGUUUUGUAGGAUUAGACCAAUAUUCAGUACAUUCAUAG